AUGCGAUACCUCUGUCCUGUCUCUGCAUUCCUGGGGUUGAUGUGCCUGGCGGAAAGUAGGAGCUCAUACGUCGCUGACUUGUCCAUCUUGGCAUUUGCCGGCACCCCGGUUGGGAAAGUUGUGCCUUUUAAUGGCCUUGACCUCUACGUCUCGAUGCCGCGCAAUAAGAGCGAAAAAGGGCCAGAUCCGAUGCGACAAUUUGGAGUUCUCAUGCUGCCUGACGUUUUUGGGAUCCAGUCGACGGAGAACAUGCUUCUCGCCGACAGCUUUGCCCGCGCUGGCUACAUCACUGUUGCCCCAGACUUGAUGGACGGCAAGCCAAGAACCGAAGGGUCUAUGUCAGGGUUCAACGCGAGCGAGUUUUUCAAGUCACAUGGACCUAGCGUCACAGACCCCAAAGUCGAGAAAGCCAUCACCUACAUGCGAGAGCAAAUGGGCGUCCGUCAUAUUGCAUCGACCGGGUAUUGUUUCGGUGGGAGAUAUGUCUUCCGAGCACUCGGGCUUCCCGACAACAAGGGAGUGCAGGUUGGGUUUGCUGCACAUCCAAGCGCACUUGGCGACGACGAAAUCAAGGCUAUUAAAGGACCUGCAAGUCUGGCCGUGGCCGAGGGGGAUACUGGUAUGUUGACAAAGAGAAGGGUGGAGAUUGAAACAGCCAUGGGAACCACUGGUCAACCGUUCACGAUGGCACUUUAUGGCGGAACACCUCACGGCUUUGCUACACAUCCUGAUCUCAACAAUCCUGUGCAAAAGGCUGCGAAAGAAGAUGCUUUUCUCCAAGCGGUUCGCUUCUUCGAGACAUGGUUAUGA
This is a messenger RNA of Colletotrichum abscissum, 810 nucleotides long. RefSeq names its product dienelactone hydrolase. The record is from RefSeq and is a predicted model, not a curated record. Gene Ontology annotation, molecular function: hydrolase activity. Lineage: Eukaryota; Fungi; Ascomycota; Sordariomycetes; Glomerellales; Glomerellaceae. The transcript is spliced from 4 exons. The coding region runs from base 1 to 810 and encodes 269 amino acids.